AUGUUAUCACAUGCGUUUUCCACCACUCAUAAUAACAAUAACAACAACUUUGUUUCGUGUGCGAAGGUAAGAAACUGUAGCGAAAAGAACUGUACGGCUCGUUCUGAGAGUCGAGUAAGCUACAGUUUGAAUGGUGGAGUCGAGAGGGAGACGCUGAAACAAGGCGAUACGGUAAUCGGCUGUUACGAGGAUAAGGUAUCAGAAAACUGCAACAAUUCCUCCAACAAGGAACGGGUUUGCGUUGUUUUCUCCGGUAAAUAUCAAUCGGGAAGGAAGCCCAUGAGUGACGUCCCUGUACGGGGACCUGGUGAGCGUAAUCAGGCGCAGUCCGCGCGUACAGAAAGCUUGGAAUGGAGACUCUCCAACGGCAGGUCAAACAGAGAACGGCUUAUUUUUCAUAUUCCCCGUCGGCCAUACAAGUUUCGUCGUCCAAAAAGGCCGAGGCGGUGCAUGGAUGCGGAAGGGACGAAUAGCAUGUCCGAGCAGCGUGGGGUCGAGGGUG
Molecule: messenger RNA, 502 nt
Organism: Lymnaea stagnalis (great pond snail)
Lineage: Eukaryota; Metazoa; Mollusca; Gastropoda; Lymnaeidae
Source: the annotation of a GenBank genome assembly